Messenger RNA from Aureococcus anophagefferens, 198 nucleotides. RefSeq lists its product as hypothetical. The transcript has a single exon. The annotation marks the transcript as partial. NCBI's taxonomy places the organism in Eukaryota, Pelagophyceae, Pelagomonadales, Pelagomonadaceae. The record is from RefSeq and is a predicted model, not a curated record. Gene Ontology annotation, biological process: protein ubiquitination. Gene Ontology annotation, molecular function: ubiquitin-protein transferase activity.
GACGUGCCCGACAAGCUAGUGUGCCAAAUCACGUUCGAGUUGAUGAAGGAUCCAGUUAUGGCCGCCGACGGACAUACUUUCGAGCGGGUCGCCAUAGAGCAGUGGUUCGCGACGGGCAAGCGGACGUCGCCGGCGACGAACGAGCCCCUGCCGGACACUCGGCUGAUCCCGAACCUUGCGGUGAAGUCCAUGAUCGCC